AUGUCAGAUUCCGACAUAGAGACCAACAGCAACCACAGUAUCAGUAACACCUCAACCACAUCAACGACAAGCGUUCAUGUUUCAGCUCUCGACGGUAUAGUGAACGCAAAUUCUCUCUUCACGGUCGCAGUCUUUGUUGGACUCUCUUUUGACCAACCACGUGACCUCACUCUCACGGACCGUGCCGAGUGUAACGCGGGACUAGACGUGGAACGAUACCUAAUUGUGUUCGAAGUCAUCUCAUUUGCAUUUUUCCUCUUCUCCUCUCUCGUGGCUCAAGGGCUGAAGCUAACCAUCAACUUGUUGAACAGUAAAGAAACGGACGAGGUGUUUAAAGCAGAUAUUGAUUGUAAUCUGCUUCGUCUCGGUGUGGUUGGUGCAGCUGGUGGAUCUAUAAUGGGCUGUGUGUUCCUUUUGUUGUCAAUGGUUGAAGUUAUUCAGCUCCGUCUUGGGCUGCUCUCUUGUGGUAACUCAUUGGCGGUUCAUACCGUGUUGGCGCUUGUGGUCUUGGCCUCUUCUGCUCUCAGUGUUUAUAUCUUCACUGUGUUUUACUCUUUCAGGAAAUGA
This is a messenger RNA of Eruca vesicaria subsp. sativa (arugula), 567 nucleotides long. The record is from the annotation of a GenBank genome assembly. NCBI's taxonomy places the organism in Eukaryota, Viridiplantae, Streptophyta, Magnoliopsida, Brassicales, Brassicaceae.